CAGCCCUUUCCUCGCGUCUGACGGGUGCUGAGCUAGCUCUGUGAUGGGUCAGCAGGCCGGGUUGAACUACUCCAGAAUUCCUUUUCCGGCAGGUUUCCUAACUUGGCUCUUGGCAUGAGAUUCGGGAGGUAGUACGGGGGCAUGAGUCGGACAUGACUCAACGACUGAACAGCAGCAACCAGGAGCACGAGGCAGCAGCUGGACUGUUCUGACACUUGGAGCGUCAGGGCAGGGGCCCAGGUGCGGCUGCGGCCGCACACUAUGCCCUUUCUCUGCCGGCUCACCUCCCUGGCGGGAGGCAGGUGUGCGGCUGAUUCGCCUCUCAAGUCAUCCUUUUGCUUCUCCAGCUCCUGGGCCAGAAGUGUGUGCAGUUUCCUGACAUGGGUGCCAACUUCUGCAGGACACCCAGGCUUCGCGUCCCUCCUCGUGAGUUCCAGCUUGGGCUCGCUGGUCCCCGCUCCGGCUCCACCUUCCCUUCCUAACUACCUGCUCCGCACACUUGAGGCCGCAGCGUCAGGCAGAGGGGCGGCAGCUUACAGAGACCCUCCGAACAGCCCCACGACUGCAGAGGUGACUCCACACCCAGGAGGAUGCGCGGUGGUCCCCAGAGGAGUGCUUCCUCCCGGCGGACUGAUGGAGGGGAGCGGUUCCCUCUCGGUUCCCUGCGGGGCUGGUGACCGGGAGAGCCAGGCUGGGAGCAAGCCUGCUUCCGCCUCCAGAGACGUUCACCAGGGGGUCAUCUUCUCCUCCUCAGCGAUUUUAGACUUGAGUCAAAGUGGUCUUCACCAUUUUGGGGAGAUCUUUAAAGUCCCCAACCUCAAACAAUUGCACCUUCAGCGAAAUGCCCUGUGCACGAUUCCUAAAGACUUCUUCCAGCUGCUGCCCAACCUUUCAUGGCUGGACCUGCGAUUCAACAGAAUCACCGCGCUGCCCUCUGGGAUUGGCUGUCACAAGCAUUUGAAAACUUUGCUUUUAGAAAGAAAUCCCAUCAGAAUGUUACCUGUGGAGCUGGGGGGCGUGACCACCCUGAAGGCCCUGAGUCUGCGGCACUGCCCCCUGGAGUUCCCGCCGCCGCUCGUGGUGCAGAGGGGGCUGGUGGCCAUCCUGACCUUCCUGCAGAUCUGCGCGGCCGACCACGCGGCCCCCCACGACGGCUUCCCUCGAGUUAAAAAGAUGACCAUAAGGGAUCUGCCACAGCCCCUGUUGGACCUAUCCGAAGAGCACGUGCCUAACAAAGAAACCAUUCAUUCUCAGGAGCCAAAGGGAAGCAUGGUAACAGAAAAGGCAGACUUUUUCCCACCUGUUGAAACACUAGACCCGCACGAGCCCAGGAGGUCCCCCGAGCCCCCGGAGGACUGGCCGAGCGAGGAGGAGAUCCAGCGGUUCUGGAAGCUGCGGCAGGAGAUCGUGGAGAACGAGCGGGCAGGGGCGCUGGGGAACCAGCUGCUGCCAGCAGAGCUGCCCCCAAGCCUCAGGGCCGCGCUGAGCUCCAGAGGGAAACCGCUCCCCCGCCCAAGGCCCCUCUGCAGGAUGAAGAUACCCUCUUUCCAGGGCGUGCUACCCGAGCUGGACUCCACCCGGCAGGCCCUGGUCCGCACCAGCCAGCUAGGGGAGAGCAGGGGCCUGGUCCUCCAGGAACUGCGGGAGAGGCAGGCUCAGGAGCAGAGCAAGAGCACUCACGUUCUGCUGCCCGCCCCCCGGCACCCCCUCAGAGACAAGCGAGCGCUGCAGGAGUGGAGGGAGAGCACCCAGGUGAUGAAGCGAAGGCAGGAGGAGCCCGAGAGCCUGCCAGCCCCACCCACGCGGAGGAACCCAGUACGUGGGGGAGGCCGCGGAGGGGAGGGGGUGCCCGCAGAGGAGCCCGGGGGCAGCAAAGAUUGCCUUUGCCACGGACCCGAGAGAGAACAAGAAGACACUGAAGAAUUCGCCUGGAAAAGUGACACAAAGCAAGGAGAAGCUGCUGUAAGCAUGUCAGGAGACGAGGUCCGCAGCCUCGUCGGUAACCGGGCUGGCCUCCGAGGGCAGAUUCUGGAGGAGACGCUGAAGCCACAGGCCCAGCAGCUGCACGCGCGGAGGAGCAGGUUCCGGGGGCUGGCACCCCUCAAGGACGUCGGGAGGGCUGCCCGGGACGCGGAGAUGGCCCAGAGGCUGCACGAUGAAGUACUGAAGCUGAAACUGAGGUCGGCCUUAAACAGAAACCACCAGUGUGCUGCCCUGCCCAGGAGCCUGUUGCUCAGGCCUGCUGUGUCCCGGCCUCAGAAUAUAUUUUUUAACCCCAAGUAUUAAGAAUUUGAACACGUUUACAGACACUACUGACAGCGUUUUCUCACCUGGAAGACGUGGCUCGCGCCCUCCCAGGGAGCCCCCUGGCGCAGAGCCUGAGGGUCUGUGUCUCCAUCCCUCCAUCCGCACGUUCUGAGCCCGAGGGGUUCCAAGCUGCAUUAAAGGAGAAGGUGGUGAUAGGCA
Bubalus bubalis (water buffalo) is the source of this 2466-nucleotide messenger RNA. RefSeq names its product leucine rich repeat containing 27 (gene LRRC27). The record is from RefSeq and is a predicted model, not a curated record. Gene Ontology annotation, molecular function: protein binding. The transcript is spliced from 11 exons. Bases 262 to 2286 code for a protein of 674 amino acids. Lineage: Eukaryota; Metazoa; Chordata; Mammalia; Artiodactyla; Bovidae.